This is a messenger RNA of Saccostrea echinata, 370 nucleotides long. RefSeq names its product perlucin-like. Lineage: Eukaryota; Metazoa; Mollusca; Bivalvia; Ostreida; Ostreidae. Gene Ontology annotation, molecular function: signaling receptor activity. The record is from RefSeq and is a predicted model, not a curated record. The transcript has 3 exons. The coding region runs from base 2 to 352 and encodes 116 amino acids.
AAUGUGUCAAAUUCAUGGAUCCAGCCUCGCAACAGUGUUAAGUCAAGAAGAACAGAAUUUUAUUGUAGGCCUUAUGAAACAAUCACACAGUAAUGUUGUUUGGUUAGGUGGGACUGAUUGGACUUUAGAAGGCACCUUUGUCUGGGAACCGUAUGGGGACAAAAUGAGUUACACACAUUUCGGUCAUGGGGAACCAAACAAUGGAAAUGGGCGUGGUCACGAAAAUUGUCUGUUGAUUGACGGUUCCUCACAUAAAGGCUACGCCUAUGUCUGGGAUGACAGAGACUGUGAUGAUUCGCACUAUUAUAUUUGCAAACAAAUGGACGAUAUAACUGGAAACUUAAUUGGUUGACCACUGUCAAAAUUAUUU